UUUCAUUGCACAAUUUUAAUUUAUUUAUUUAAUAAUACACCCGCUUUUAAUUAUUCUGAAACAAUAACUGGAACAUAAUAUUAUGAGAGUAAUCAAUUACUUGAUACUGGCAGCUUAACAUGGAAAUAACACUGACUGUUGUAUUGUUAACAAUCUACAAAGUAAACAAUAUACUUUAGGUACCGUACUUAUCGGCUAUCGAUGAGACGUGUUGGUGUUAGUGGGAGGAUUAGCUAAUAUAAAAAUGGAUAGUGAACUUCUUGAUAUAUCCACUAGUAAUAAAUUGCAACUUGCGUAUGGGAUUGGUCAUAUUUUAAACGAUGUUUGUGCCAGUCUCUGGUUUACGUACUUUUUAGUGUUUUUUCAUUUAGUAUUAGAGUUUUCUGCCUCUCAGGCGGGAUAUCUUAUGUUAAUAGGCCAAUUUACUGAUGCUUUAGCAACUCCCUUUGUUGGAUAUCAUUCAGACCACACAGAUAAUCUCAUAAGUGCAAAAUAUGGAAAAAGAAAACUUUGGCACUUGUUUGGUACAGUGUGUGUACUUAUAUCAUUUCCUUUUAUUUUUGUUGAGUGCAUAGGCUGCUCGACUACACAUAAAUGGGCACAGAUGUACUAUUAUUCAGCCUUUAUAAUAAUAUUUCAAAUAGGUUGGGCUUCAGUUCAAAUAUCACACCUUAGCCUAAUUCCAGAGUUAGCAGAAGACCCACAUGUCCGGACUCAUCUUACAGCUAUUAGAUAUGGCUUCACAGUUUUCUCGAAUCUCUUUGUAUACAUCUGCACAUGGCUAGUACUGCACUUAACAGGAAAAUGUGAUACAGAGCAAAUUGGACCAACUGAUGCAUGGAAGUUUAAACAUAUUGUCUUGAUCGUCCUCGGAGUAGGUACAAUUGCAUCAAUAGUGUUUCACUGUGGAGUUUCUGAGCGUCCCUCAAGGACUGCCUUAACUUACGAAGAGAGGAGAGCUGACACAUUACACACUUCUAUGUUCAGAAAACCUAUAUUAUAUCAGAUUGCAGGUAUUUAUAUGAGCACAAGAUUAGUUGUUAAUGUGUCCCAAAUGUUGAUACCACUGUAUUUACACCGAACCCUGGGACUCCCUGCUCGAACUUUAGCUGUGGUGCCACUGGCUAUUUACGUUGGAAGUCUCUUUGCUGCCGGUCUUCAAAGAUUAGCUCCAAGAUCUAUCACUCGCAAGAUUAACUAUUUUCUUGGCUCUGCAUGUUCUCUCAGUUGUUUUGCAUGGAUCUACCUUGACUAUGACGAAAUGUAUAAGAUAUAUUACAUUUAUCUUGUAGCUGUUUUAAUAGGUUUUGGUGGUGCACAAAUGCUAGUAACUAGUUUGGCACUAACUGCCGAUCUCAUCGGAGAGAGUACUCAUGCUUCAGCAUUUAUAUAUGGAAUCAUGAGUUUCACGGAUAAGCUGUCAUGUGGCCUAACAAUUGCAGUGAUACAGAUGUUUGCAGAACAAUCUGGAAUCGACUACUAUCGACUUGUUUUGGCCGGCGUUUGCGGUGGAGCUACAAUACUUGGACUUGCACUUACAUUAUUAUUGCCUAAUCAGACGCACAAUAUUCUCGUAAAUGAAGAAAGCUCAUCUGUAGGCGACCAUAGCGAAAUAGAGGAACACCGUGGAAUUGAAUGAAUAUUUGUUGUA
This is a messenger RNA of Aricia agestis (brown argus), 1651 nucleotides long. RefSeq names its product major facilitator superfamily domain-containing protein 12-like. The record is from RefSeq and is a predicted model, not a curated record. Gene Ontology annotation, biological process: carbohydrate transport. Lineage: Eukaryota; Metazoa; Arthropoda; Insecta; Lepidoptera; Lycaenidae. The transcript is spliced from 8 exons. Bases 245 to 1639 code for a protein of 464 amino acids. Gene Ontology annotation, molecular function: symporter activity. Gene Ontology annotation, cellular component: membrane.